AUGCCGCGCACCCCCCUCCGGCCAGGAGUCUACGCUCCUACCAUGACCUUCUUCCACCCGGACACCGAAGACCUCGAUGUCCCGACCAUCCGCAAACACGCCGUCCGGCUGGCCAAGGCCGGCCUCGUCGGCCUCGUCACCAUGGGCUCCAACGGCGAGGCCGUCCAUCUCACCCGCGAAGAACGCAAGACGGUGACGCGCGAGACCCGCGCCGCCCUCGACGAGGCCGGCUUCCACAACGUCCCCGUCAUCGCCGGCGCCAGUGAGCAGAGCAUCCGCGGCACCAUCGAGCUGACCAAGGAGGCUGCCGAGGCCGGCGCCGAGUACGUCCUCAUCGUCCCGCCCAGCUACUACCGCUACGCCGUCGGCAACGAUGACGCGCUCUACGACUUCUUCACCAGCGUCGCCGACGAGUCCCCCGUGCCCGUCAUCCUGUACAACUACCCCGGCGCCGUCGCCGGCAUCGACAUGGACUCCGACCUCAUUAUCCGCAUCUCGCAGCAUCCCAACAUCGUCGGCACCAAGUUCACCUGCGCCAACACCGGCAAGCUGACCCGCGUCGCCCGCGCCUUGAACGCCAUCACCCCUCCGUCGCCGUUCUCGGACACCCCCCAAAAAGCUCCCUCGACGUCGACCUCUUCUAAGACGGUCGAAAACCACCCGUACGUCGCCUUUGGUGGCAUCGCGGAUUUCACCCUCCAGACGCUGAUUUCGGGCGGAUCAGCCAUCAUUGCUGGUGGCGCCAACGUGCUGCCCAGGACCUGCGUCCAGAUCUUCAACCUCUGGAGCAGUGGGCGUCUGGCAGAGGCAUACGAGCUGCAGAAGGUGCUCAGCGCCGGCGACUGGGUGCUCACCAAGUCGGCCAUUCCCGGUACCAAGAGUGCCAUCCAGAGCUUUUACGGAUAUGGAGGGUAUCCGCGGCGUCCGCUGCGCCGGCUGAGCGAAGCCAGCGUCAAGGAGAUUGCAGAUCAAUUGAAGGAGGUGAUGGAAGUGGAGCGUAGCUUGCCGGACUUUGCAUGA
Messenger RNA from Rasamsonia emersonii CBS 393.64, 1020 nucleotides. RefSeq names its product Dihydrodipicolinate synthase. The record is from RefSeq and is a predicted model, not a curated record. The transcript has a single exon. Gene Ontology annotation, molecular function: 4-hydroxy-tetrahydrodipicolinate synthase activity. Lineage: Eukaryota; Fungi; Ascomycota; Eurotiomycetes; Eurotiales; Trichocomaceae. Bases 1 to 1020 code for a protein of 339 amino acids.